Molecule: messenger RNA, 4359 nt
Organism: Labrus bergylta (ballan wrasse)
Lineage: Eukaryota; Metazoa; Chordata; Actinopteri; Labriformes; Labridae
Gene: sgpp1b
Product: sphingosine-1-phosphate phosphatase 1b
Biological process (GO): sphingosine metabolic process
Cellular component (GO): endoplasmic reticulum membrane
Molecular function (GO): sphingosine-1-phosphate phosphatase activity
Source: RefSeq, a predicted model, not a curated record
CACUCAGGUAGCGGGACACUGAACGCAUCUGGACUCGGUCUUUACCCGACCUGCUCGCUUUUAUCCUUUUUGCCGUUUGACUGAAAACAAACAUUUUAUCGUUUCUUAAAAUAAUACUUCUCGUCGCCAUUACUUCUCAAGUUGUUAAAAGCGGCUCGGUUUCACUUCUCAGCAGCACACUCUGCCAUGAUUUCCAGGGAAAGCUAGCUAUCGUUAGCCGUAAGAGCUAGCGUUCAUCAUCCACUGUUCAGGGGGGGGAAGUAGUGGAUUCAGCCGUGUGUGUGUAGGGUGGUGGGGGGGAGGAGUAAACUGGAUUAAACAUGGAGAAAAGUAACCGUUUUGUAGAGAUGUUCCACUAUCUACAAGACCCCCACUUGGUCGCCCGCUUUCAGCGCAUUUGUGGGGUACACGGGACUUUUUCUAGAAGCGUCGACAGCAGCAAGGAAGCAGACCGGACUCACUCGCACAACAACGGGGCUUGCCAUCAUCACAGCACGGGGGGGCGUGAAAGGGAAAACAUGGGAGCUGGAGAAGGAGAGAAAGUGCAAACGACUGUAGGGGGGCUUCGGAAGAGGAUUGCCGACUCUAAUGUCGCGAAAAACCAUGAUGAUGAUGAUGAUGAGGGGGGGGAGGAGGAGGGCGAUGAAAGUGCCCCUCAGAACGGGGCAGUUGUGUCUGCAGCGACCGCCGCGGGAGAGACGGUCGCUGUCGGGGGGAACGGUCGAAUUGUAGCCGGGACCGACUCGGAGGAGACGAUAACAGAUAAAGGCAGUAGAGACCCGGGACCCCCUGGAAGCAGCACUGUGAAACCCCUCCGCAAAAACUCUCUGACGGGCGACGCCGGGCAGGAGUUCCUGAUCGAGAACCGGUUCUUGUACUACAUGUUCACUUUCGGAACCGAGCUGGGCAACGAGCUCUUCUACAUCACCUUCUUUCCCUUCAUCAUGUGGAACAUGGACGCCUUCGUGAGCAGGAGGUUGAUCAUGGUGUGGGUGUGGGUCAUGUACCUCGGACAGUGCACCAAGGAUGUGAUCGGGUGGUCUCGACCCGCUUCACCUCCCGUGGUCAAAGUGGAGAUGUUUUACAACUCGGAGUACAGCAUGCCCUCCACCCACGCCAUGUCGGGCACUGCCAUCCCCUUCUCCCUCUUCUUCUUGACCUACGGCCGGUGGGAGUACUCUUUCUCACUGGGCUUCAGCUUGGCCCUCUGCUGGUGUCUGCUGGUCUGCGUUAGCCGAAUCUACAUGGGGAUGCACUCGGUCCUGGACGUCAUAGUCGGCAUCCUGUACAGCGUCCUGAUCCUGCUCUCAUUCCUGCCGGCGCUGGACAUGAUCGACGGCUUUAACCUGACCUACCGCUACGCCCCGCUCAUCAUCAUCGCCCUCCACCUGGGCCUGGGCCUCUUCUCCUUCACCCUGGACACCUGGAGCACCUCUCGAGGAGACACUGCUCAGAUCCUGGGUACAGGCGCCGGCGUGGCUCUGGCCGGUCACGUCAACCACCUCCUGGGUCUAAUGCCUGACCCAACGCCAGACCAGCUUCCCUUCACCAUGCCCGCCCUCAGCGCCAGCCUGGUGGGUGCAGCCUUGCUGCGAAUCUUCUUGGGUGUGCUGGUUCUGAUUGCCACUCGGGCGCUUAUGAAGGCCAUCACAAUCCCACUGGUGUGCCGGUUGUUCAGGGUGCCCUGCGAGGACGUAAGGAAGGCCAGGCAGCACAUGGAGGUGGAGCUGCCCUACCGCUACAUCGUCUACGGGGCGGUUGGCUUCAAUGUGCUCUUCCUCGUCCCGCUGCUGUUCAGCUACAUGCAGCUUUCCUGAUUGGAUGUCAGUUCAUUUCUAGCUGUUUUUAGAUCAGAUAGCCCAUCCAGAACCCCAUUCCUUUGCUCCUUAAGUUGGAGCUGAAGUGAAGUAAAGCCUAAACUUUUAUCUGAAUGCUGGCAUGUUCUGAGUUUUUCCAAUUUCCCCCCGUUGUUGGUCCAUGUUGGGAACAAUGAACCAGGUGAAGCACCUGUGACGAGUGACAUCUCUGUGUUGUGCCCUUUAAUUAAUUCUAAUUAAUAAUUAAGCGGCUCCUCGUGAUCCCAGGACACACUGUGACGGAGCCUUACAUCCACUCCUUCUCUGCCAGCUUCACGUUAAUGAGCAAAACAUUCUUAAACAGAUGCCUCUGAAAGACUGAGAAAGCCACUGACAGAUCUUUUUUCUGCGCAUUCACAUUUUUAUUCAUGUUGUUAUUAAGAGUUCAGACAAAGAACCACGCAAGUUUCUUUUGGGAAGACUGGAAUGUUUAUAGCAUUUAAAGUGCUUCGUAUUAGAUAAGAGCUUUAACAGCUCAACAGUUGAACUACAAUUCAUUUCAUCUUCCAUUUAUCUGGUGACUAAUAGUUUCGGUAACAUCAUUUAGGACAACAUUCAAUUAUGUCAUGUUUAGUCCAACCAACAGUCCAAAAACAAAAGAUUUGUGGUGACAGUUGCAUCAAAUUGAUUGUCGGAUAGUUGAAGACAACUCUUUUUUUUGAUGACUUGAUUGAUCCGCUUGUUGUUUUAGCUCAAGUUCAGUGUUCAACUUUGUGUGGCUCUUUGUGUGGAAGCCUCUUAAUAUCAAUAUUUGACUUCCUCCUCUCACCGCUUAAAGCAAUAAGAUUUAUGAUUAGAUACUUCCUUAUUCCUGUUAAAGAGGUCAUGGGAAAUGUGAGUUUUCUUUUAUUUUGGACUCCUGGUGGAGGAGAAACCCCUUUUGAUUUUAGCCCCUGAACUUUGAUGGAAAUAAACCAACACGAGUCAGGAAUAAGAGUCAGAUGAUUUUCCAAUCGUUGUUAACCCGUGCACAGUAUUUUCUAAAAGGGCUUUCACCACUCAGUGUGCUCUGUUUACUUCUUCUGUUUUUAUCCAGACUAAUUAUUGUCUGUUCACUGCUCGGAGAUUGAUUGGUAUUCCUGCGAGGAAGCAAUGACCUGGCACAUACUGCGUAGGAUUGAGAAGGAAGGAAGGAAGGAAGAAUCACUUUGUUUGGGAAAUGCACAGAAAGUUUUUUUAAGUGUGAAAGAUUGCCAGGGUGACAGAGGUCUGUCUACUUGGCUCAGCAUUUUUUUUUUUUUCGAAACACUGUAAACUGGCUUCCUGUUUGACGAUCUGAAAGGCACGCUUCCACGUCCUGUGCAGGGGACAGUCUCGUGUCAGCAGGGAGGAGGCAGAGAUAACGCUGCUCUCAGGAGGGAAGACGUGUUGAGCGAUGGGGGGGAGGUCAGGGCGAGGAAGGGAGAAUGAUGAUACAACUCUGGCGAAAAUAUGACAUUUUGUAGCGUUUGAGUUUUUUUGGCCUUGGAAUUCAGAAUGAUGAGGACAUUUUUGAUAAAGCAGUUAAAUGUUUUGAGAAAAAGGCUUUGACUGUGACACUUGAAAUGAAAAACUACUACUCAAAGCAGGUUCAAAUUUGAAGAAAAUGUAAUUGAAUUUUUGUAGCACAAAGCAAAGUACGGUCAGCCUUUAGGUUUCACGUCAUCAUCUUCCAACACAGACAUAAAUAUUUUUUUCUUCAAACACUACAUCUUAAAAUAUCCGGACUUCAUUUAAAAUUCAUUCUGAAACAUUUCAAAUUUUUUCUCUUAAACUUUUAUUAAAUGUAUCUUGACUUUUUCCCCUUAACAUUGCCAGAACACAUUCAUCACAAAAAAAGGCUUAUAUUGAAGCUCACUUUUUUUUCCACUCCAGAUAUUCUUGUCAGAGAUCAUUAAAGAUGGAGCAAUGUUUUGAUUCAUCAAUAACUUUUCCUGAUCGCAGCAGUGACGAAAAAGAGAAGCAUUGUCUUGCAAAAUGUAAAAGGUUUCUGAAGUUGAAAUCUUGAAUUGGAAGCUGAUUUUUCUUUGCCACAGCAUCAGAGCAAUUGGAUUUGAUAAACUUUACAAACUUAUGUAUUGUUUGGCAAUACAACACAUGCUCAGUUAGUGUUUUCAUGUCAGGGAAGUACAGCUGAUGAAAAUUAGAAUAUCUGAACAGUCAAAAAUUAGGAUUAUAAUUUAACUGCCAAUAUAAACCAACAUGAUCUGAUGGGCAAGACAAGACUCACUUCUGCUUUAAAGAAAACCAAACUGUAUAUUUCAGUGUUCAAAGUCUUCUUUUUUAACGCUACUUUAGCUCAGCAUUGAUUCAAUAUUCUUGUUCUGAAAACAGCAUUGAAGAAAGAAAAACAGACUCCCAUAUGGACUCCAUCUUUCUCUCUCCCCGUCGUCCUCUUGCACUACAUCUGAGUCACAGUAAUGAAUGAAUCCGUAAGACCACUGACCAUCUGAUCCUUCGGUGUAGAUUUACCGAUUUAUUUUUCCUCUGUGCUUUAUUUUUUAAUAAAGGUGGACUCAGUUUC